AUGGAGGGAGAACCUGUUGCCAAGGAGAUAUCACAAUCGCCGGGUCAUCUGGGUAAAAUACGGGUGAAGGAGGAGCCGAUCGAUGAAUGGCCAAGUGCAAGUGACGAUUGUGAUUUCGAUUCGGUGGACUCGUCCAAAACCGAAAACUUUGAAACGUUGCCGCUUGAUAAAUCAUCAGCGAAUCACAUAAGUGAGAUUACGGCGUUAAGAGAAAAGUCAGGUGAAGAAAUAUCCAUAGAUUUUGAGUGCGAAGAUGUUAAACCUGAACUGUCAUCUCUAUCGACACGCAUUUGCAAAUCAGAAUAUCAGAGUUAUCAACCCAUUGUGAAGAUAGAAAACGAAAUUCAGUCAGAAGACACAAAUGAAGAAAUAUCUAUAGAUUUUGAGUGUCAAGAUGUUAAACCCGAACUGUCAUCUCUAUCGACACGCAUUUUCAAAUCAGAAUAUCAGAAUUGUCAACCCAUUGUGAAAAUUAAAAACGAAAAACAGACAGAUGACAUGAAUGAAGAAAUAUCUAUAGAUUUUGAGUGUCAAGAUGUUAAACCCGAACUGUCAUCUCUAUCGACACGCAUUUGGAAAUCAGAAUAUAAGAAUUGUCAACCCGUUGUGAAAAUAGAAAACGAAAAACAGACAGAUGACAUAAAUGAAGAAAUAUCUAUAGAUUUUGAGUGUCAAGAUGUUAAACCCGAACUGCCGUCACUGUCGAAAACGAUCUAUAAAUCAGAAUAUCGAAGUAACCUCAAAAAACACAUAAAUGCAGUUCACGAUCAAAUCAAACGCUUCGAAUGUGACACUUGUCACAAAUUAUUUAAAGCAAAAUGUGGCCUAAAAUAUCACCUGAGUGCUGUUCAUGAUCAUGUCAAACCCUUUGAAUGUGAGAUUAGUCAGUAA
Molecule: messenger RNA, 891 nt
Organism: Trichogramma pretiosum
Lineage: Eukaryota; Metazoa; Arthropoda; Insecta; Hymenoptera; Trichogrammatidae
Product: zinc finger protein YER130C-like
Exons: 4
Coding region: 1-891 (296 amino acids)
Source: RefSeq, a predicted model, not a curated record